UCUAUUUUUCUGUGAUUUCUUUAAUCCUCGUGACCCGCGACGUCUUCCCUUUUGGCUACUUCGAAUCCGGCCUCCCUCUUUAAUGCCGUCCGAUUAGAUCUCGACAUCUCGUCACGGAGGAGACCAGAAAAGCGGAACCCAACGCUGGCAGCAGCGGCGGCGGCGGCGGAGGCAGCAGCCGACGAGGAAGAAGGAGAGCAGAUUGUGUUGCUCGCUGCUGUCGGUGAAUAGGGUUUGAUUUCUUUAUUUGCUCUCUCGCCCGCUCAUUGUGCGGGUGGGGCAUUCGACUUCGUGCCGACCACAUUUGGGCCUGGAUUUCGUCUUCUCGGUUUCCAAGGCGGUGACUUCGUUGCCUGAUCUCUCAUUUUCGUUCCGACCACAAGUUCCCACCUCUCGAUCUGUUUCUCCUCUUCUGGAGGCGUCCAGUAGUGAAACAAAUCUCGUGCUAUAAUCUCUCUUGUGGUUACCAGAAGAUUCCUCCUUUCAGCAACAAGCGUUUAUAUGAAUCCUUCCGGGACUUCAUCUAAAGACUUCUUUUUUCUGGUCGGCAGGAUUAAUGUAGCAUGAAGUUUGUUGUUCUUUAGAAUCAUCUCCGCUUCUGUUGGAAGGUAGAAAAUUAGCGAGCUGAAUCAACGGCAGGUGGUGCACAAGGAGGAAAUGGCUAUUGAUAAUCCCUCUGCAACAAUACAAGUUACUAGACCAAGCCAAUCGUCCUUUAGCUCCAGCAGUGACAAUAUGACACCUUUGCACGUCUCUGCUGCCAGCGUAAAUGGGGAUGGUUAUGACAGUGAUGGAUCCUAUUUUGCUCCUCCCACACCUACAACUUUAUCAAUGGCUCUACCUGCCGAGCUUGCUGGGGCUAUAUCUUUAAUCGAUAGGUUCCAGGUUGAGGGAUUUGUGCGAUCCAUGCAGAAACAGAUCCAAUCUGCUGGAAAACGUGGGUUUUUCUCCAAAAAAUCUGUAGGUCCUCAAGUUCGUAAAAAGUUCACGUUGGAAGAUAUGCUUUGUUUUCAAAAGGAUCCAAUACCUACUUCGCUCCUCAAAAUAAGCAGUGACCUGGUGAGCCGUUCUGUGAAGUUAUUCCAGAUGAUCUUAAAGUACAUGGGAAUUGAUUCUUCUGAUAAAAUAAUGCCAUUGAGUGUUGAAGAAAGUGUAGACCUUGUUGCAAAAAUCUAUAAGCAUACUCUGAAGCGUUCUGAACUUCGAGAUGAACUUUUCGUCCAGAUUUCAAAGCAAACUCGUAAUAAUCCUGAUAGCAAGUCUCUAGAAAAAGCUUGGGAGCUUAUGUACAUAUGUGCUUCUGCCAUGCCACCAAGCAAGGAUAUUGGAGCAUACUUAUCAGAAUAUGUUCAUUAUGUGGCUCAUGGGUUGAACUAUGAGCCUACCAUACAAACCCUUGCUUUGAAUACAUUGAAUGCAUUGAAAUGUUCUGUAAAGGCUGGACCUAGAUUAGCCAUACCUGCACGCCAGGAGAUUGAAGCUCUGUUGACCGGCAAAAAGCUUACAACAAUAGUAUUUUUUCUAGAUGAAACUUUUGAAGAAAUUACUUAUGACAUGGCAACAACUGUUGCUGAUGCUGUAGAGGAACUUGCUGCAAUUAUCAAACUAUCAGUUUAUUCCAGUUUCAGUCUAUUCGAGUGCCGAAAAGUUGUCAAUGGUUCAAAAUCUUCUGAUACUGGAAAUGAGGAAUACUUGGCUUUAGAUGAUAACAAGUAUAUUGGCGAUUUAUUGGCUGAAUUCAAGGCAGCUAAGGAUCGUAGUAAAGGAGAGAUUUUGCAUUGCAAACUUAUCUUCAAGAAACGAUUAUUCCGUGAAUCAGAUGAAGCUGUAGCUGACCCAAUGUUUGUACAAUUGUCGUAUGUACAGUUACAACACGAUUAUAUGCUUGGAAAUUAUCCUGUUGGAAGAGAUGAUGCUGCUCAGCUGUCCGCCUUACAAAUUUUGGUUGAGAUUGGGUGUAUUGAGCACCCUGAUUCAUCUAUUGAGUGGAUAUCACUUUUUGAAAGAUUUCUUCCUAGACAAAUUGCUAUUACACGUUCGAUGCGAGAGUGGGAGCUUGACAUCAUAUCUCGCUAUCGAUCCAUGGAGCACUUGUCAAAAGAUGAUGCUAAACAACAGUUCCUUAGAAUCUUGAGAACUCUUCCUUAUGGGAAUUCUGUUUUCUUCAGUGUACGGAAGAUAGAUGAUCCUAUAGGCCUGCUACCUGGACGAAUUAUUUUAGGAAUUAAUAAGCGAGGGGUUCAUUUUUUCCGUCCAGUGCCAAAGGAGUACUUGCACUCUGCAGAAUUAAGAGAUAUUAUGCAGUUUGGUAGUAGCAAUACUGCAGUAUUUUUCAAGAUGAGGGUUGCUGGUGUUCUCCACAUUUUUCAGUUUGAAACUAAACAGGGUGAGGAAAUAUGUGUAGCGCUUCAGACACAUAUAAAUGAUGUGAUGCUUCGUCGAUAUGCAAAAGCCCGCUCAGCUACUGUUGGAGCUGUUCAGGGUGAUUUUUCUCAUUCUGGUAAAGCACCAUCCUUAGAUAUGCACGAAAAGCGCAUUCAAGAGUUGUCCAAAUCAAAUGAAGAAUCACAAAAGAAUGUUGAUAGAUUGUUACAAGAGUUGCAUUCAAGAGAGAAACAACAAUUAGAGAUGCAGGAGGAAUUAGAAAUGCUUAAAGAAUCAUUGAAGUCAGAGAGGCAACAUCUAAGAGAUCUAACUUGUGAUUAUGAAAAACUCAAACCAUUAUUUGAUGAAAAAGAUUCUGCAUUGCAGUCUUCAUUGGUGGAUAAAAGUAGUUUGGAGGCUGAACUAGCAAGAAUGAGAAUUAAAGAGCAUUCUCAAGUUCAAUACAAUCAUGAAGAAUGUGUUGAUACCAAGAUGUUGAAAAAAACACAAGAGGAUUUAAAAGCAUGCAUUAAGGAGUUGCAUGGAUCAAAAGAAAACUAUAACAGUUUGCUGAAGGAGAAAUCUUUGCUUGAACAAAAGAUCCAAAACCUUAUGGAAAAGAACAGUGAUGAGAAGAAUGAUCUAGAAAAAAAAUUCACAGAGGAGAAAAGGAUACUCAAGAUACAUAUUAAAGAAUUGGAGCAAAAAUUACAAAGUGCCAUACACGAUGUGAAUAUUGCUAAUGCCACUAUCACCAUAAGAAACUCAGAGGUAGAUGAAUUACAAAAUAAUUUAAGAGAGCUGGAAGAAUUGCGAGAAUUCAAAGAGGAUAUUGAUCGGAAGAAUGAACAAACUGCUUCCAUUUUAAAGAGACAAGGAGCACAAAUCAUUGAGUUAGAAGCACUUUACAAGGAAGAGCAAAUUUUACGGAAGAGAUAUUAUAAUACGAUUGAAGAUAUGAAAGGGAAGAUAAGAGUGUAUUGUCGUUUGCGCCCUUUAAAUGAGAAGGAGAAUAUUGAAGGGGAAAAGGCUAUAGUUUCUGCUCCUGAUGAGUUUACAUUGGCACAUCCUUGGAAGGAUGAAAAAUCGAAACAACAUAUCUAUGAUCGUGUGUUUGACGAAAGUGCAUCUCAGGAUGUAGUUUUUGAAGAUACAAAGUAUUUGGUGCAAUCUGCUGUUGAUGGGUACAAUGUUUGCAUAUUUGCAUAUGGUCAAACUGGGUCUGGAAAAACAUACACGAUCUACGGUUCUGAAAGCAAUCCUGGGCUUACUCCAAGAGCAACUGCCGAACUUUUUAGAGUCAUAAAGCAUGAUAGCAACAAAUACUCUUUUGCCUUAAAGGCUUAUAUGGUUGAACUGUAUCAGGAUACUCUGGUGGAUCUAUUGUUACCUAAAAAUGCAAAGCGCUUGAAGUUAGAAAUAAAAAAGGAUUCAAAGGGUUUGGUCUCAAUUGAGAAUGUGACAAUAUUGCAAAUUUCUAACUUUGAUGAACUAAAGGCUAUUAUCUCAAGAGGAUCAGAUAAACGACAUACUGCUGGGACACAAAUGAACGAUGAAAGUUCCAGAUCACAUCUAAUACUAUCAAUUAUUAUUGAAAGUACCAAUCUUCAAACUCAAUCUCUUGCUAGAGGAAAGCUUAGUUUUGUGGAUCUUGCUGGUUCAGAAAGGGUUAAGAAGUCUGGUUCUUCAGGAAAUCAAUUGAAAGAAGCGCAAAGUAUCAACAAGUCUCUCUCAGCUCUUGCAGAUGUGAUUGGUGCUUUAUGUUCGGAUGGACAACAUAUACCAUACAGAAACCAUAAACUCACAAUGCUUAUGAGUGAUUCCCUCGGCGGCAAUGCAAAGACUUUGAUGUUUGUGAAUGUAUCUCCAGCAGAAUCAAACUUGGAUGAGAGCUAUAACUCUUUAACGUAUGCAUCGAGGGUUCGAUCAAUAGUGAAUGAACCGAGCAAGAACGUCUCCUCGAAAGAGGUUGCGCGUUUGAAAAAGCUGGUGACUUAUUGGAAAGAACAAGCAGGAAAGCGAGGGGACGACGAAGAACUAGAGGAGAUUCAAGAAGAGCGAAAUUCGAAAGACAAAUCUGAAGGUGGUGGUCGGCUUUUCACUUAAAAUGUAACAUGUCUCCCCCAUUGCUUCAGUUUUCCCUACAGCACAGUUAAAAUGUUCUACAAAGUCGAUGUACAGCCAAAAGACUACACUAGUUAGAUCUCAAUUAUAAGAGAAGAGAUGAUACUGCCCUUCUUUUCAAGUCAGAAAAUAUCAGUUAGAAAAACCGUAAAAAUAUGAUAUGUUAUGUAACAAGUUGUUAGGCGAGUUAGAUUUAAAAGACAUUUGAGUUCAUAUGUCAAUAGAACACUAGUUUAAGGUACAAA
Molecule: messenger RNA, 4733 nt
Organism: Zingiber officinale
Lineage: Eukaryota; Viridiplantae; Streptophyta; Magnoliopsida; Zingiberales; Zingiberaceae
Product: kinesin-like protein KIN-14I
Exons: 24
Coding region: 658-4470 (1270 amino acids)
Biological process (GO): microtubule-based movement
Cellular component (GO): cytoskeleton
Molecular function (GO): ATP binding; oxidoreductase activity; microtubule motor activity
Source: RefSeq, a predicted model, not a curated record